CCCAACCUUGCGGCAAGUGCCCGGUGGGUGCUCGCCGCCAGCCCCGGGUCCGGCAGCCCGGGCGGGCGGGAGCGGAGCGAGCCGCGGGGCCGCGCAGCCAUUGGGCAGCCGCGGCGUCCAUCAGCCCGAGGAAGUGACUGCACGAGGAAGGCUCGAGGAAGGGCUCUCCGCAGGCAGCACCGCGGACACACACGGAAGGAGAAGGGGGGGAAAAAGCGGAGGGACGCACGCUGCUUUCAUCAGUGAGAAAAAACCAGCAGCACCAGGACAAUGAAGUCGUACCAGAAGCUGACGACAGCACAGCCAGCAGCAUGCCGGGUGGAAGAGGAGGGGGCUGCCCCGAUGCCCCCCGGCCAUGGGAAGCUGGCCCCAUGGUGGGUGGGCAGCGGGCUGCUGGUGGCCGCUGUUCUGCUGAGCACCAUCACUGUCUGGGUGCUGCGGCAAGUGUCGGGGGGCUGGCUCGGACCCACAGCACCCCCAAAAUGUCUCGUGGUACCCGAGAGCCAUCGCUUUGACUGCUACCCAGAGCGGCGCGUGGUGGUGACCCAGGAGCUCUGUGAAAGCCGAGGGUGCUGCUUCAUCCAGAGUCCCCCGCUGGCAGAGGGCAAGCAGGGGGUGCCCUGGUGCUUCUACCCCCCUGACUUCCCCAGCUACACCCUGGAGAGCCUCAACCAGACAGCGCUGGGCAUGGUGGGGCUGCUGCUGCGGAGGGAGAAGGCCUAUUACCCCCGGGACAUAGAGAAGCUGAGGCUGGAUGUGGAGUUUGAGACGGACACGCGGCUGCACAUCAAGAUAACAGAUGCAGCCAACCCACGCUAUGAGGUUCCCCUCGAUGUUCCCCGGGUGAUGAAGAGAGCAGAAAACCCCAUCUACAGCUUGAACUUCUCCUGGGACCCCUUUGGGGUGCUGCUGCAGCGCAAGGCAACAGGGACAGUGCUGCUAAAUACCACCGUGGCCCCCUUGAUCUUUGCUGACCAGUUUCUCCAGAUCUCUACAUCACUCCCAUCCAAGUUCCUCUAUGGGCUGGGGGAGCACCGUGGCAGCCUCCUGCACAGCCUGGACUGGAACACCCUCACACUGUGGGCUCGCGACGUCUCUCCCACGGAAUCAUUCAACCUGUACGGUGCUCACCCCUUCUACCUGCUGAUGGAGGAGGGUGGAAAUGCUCAUGGUGUUUUCCUACUCAACAGCAAUGCCAUGGAGGUGGCUCUGCAGCCUGCUCCAGGCCUGACCUGGAGGACCAUUGGAGGGGUACUGGAUUUUUACAUCUUCCUGGGGCCCGAUCCCAACAUGGUCAUCCAGCAGUACCAGCAGGUGAUAGGUUUCCCAGCCAUGCCACCCAUCUGGGCUCUCGGCUUCCACCUCUGCCGCUGGGGCUACGGAUCCAGCAAUGACACCUGGCAGACCGUGAGAGCCAUGAGGAACUACCAGAUCCCCCAGGAUGGGCAGUGGAAUGACAUCGAUUACAUGGAUGGGUACCGAGACUUCACCUUGGAUUCCCAGAAGUUUGCCUCCCUCCCCUCCCUGGUGGAAGACCUCCACAAACACGGGCAGCGCUACGUUAUGAUCUUGGAUCCUGGCAUCAGCAGCACCAGCCCCCACGGCUCCUACUGGCCUUUUGAUGAAGGCUUGAGACGGGGCUUGUUCCUCAACACCACCCAAGGGCAGCCACUCAUCGGGCAGGUCUGGCCUGGUUUCACUGCCUUUGCAGACUUCUCCAACCCAGAUACACACCAGUGGUGGCUGGAGAACCUGCAGCACUUCUAUGCCCACGUGCCCUUUGAUGGCCUCUGGAUCGACAUGAAUGAGCCAUCCAACUUCAUGGAUGGGUCUGAAGAUGGCUGCCCCCCAGGAGAGCUGGACAACCCACCCUACACUCCAGCCGUGCUGGGCGAUUCCCUCUCUGCUAAGACGGUGUGUGCCUCGGCAAAGCAGAAAGUCUCAGUGCACUACAACCUCCACAACCUCUAUGGGCUGAUGGAAGCCAAAGCCACAGCAAGCGCCUUGAUCAAGAUCCGGGGGAAGCGCCCCUUCCUCAUCUCCCGCUCCACCUUCCCCAGCCAGGGCCGGUACUCAGGGCACUGGCUGGGUGACAACCAGAGCCAGUGGAAGGACAUGUGUUACUCGAUUCCAGGGCUGCUGAGCUUCAGCCUCUUUGGCAUCCCGCUGGUCGGGGCAGACAUCUGCGGCUUCUCCGGCAGCACCUCGGAGGAGCUGUGCACCCGCUGGAUGCAGCUCGGUGCCUUCUACCCCUUCGCUCGCAACCACAACACCCAGAACGAGAAGCCCCAGGACCCAGCAGCGUUCAGCCCCGCAGCCAGGACAGCCAUGAAGGACGUGCUGCUGACCCGCUAUUCCCUCCUGCCCUUCCUCUACACUCUUUUCCACCGUGCCCACCUGCAAGGGGACACCGUGGCCCGGCCCUUGUUCUUUGAGUUCCCUUGGGAUGUGGCCACCUGGGAGCUGGACAGGCAGUUCCUGUGGGGCCAGAGCCUGCUGGUAACCCCAGUGCUGGAGCCUGGGGUGGACUCAGUCACAGGUUACGUCCCCCAAGGCACGUGGUACGACUUCUACACGGGCAACUCGGUGAACAGCAGUGGGGAGAUGUUGAAGAUGUCAGCCCCUCUGGAGCACCUCAACCUGCACAUCCGGGAAGGUUCCAUCCUGCCCACCCAGAAACCAGGAACCACCACAGAGGCAACCCGAGGGAAUCCCCUGCGUCUCAUCGUGGCCUUGUCCUCGCAUGCCACUGCCUGGGGUGACCUUUUCUGGGAUGAUGGCGAGAGCCUGGACACCUUUGAGAAGGGCAACUACUCCUAUGUGGUGUUCAAUGUCACACAGAACAUCUUCACCUCCACCGUCCUCCAUGCCAGCACUGAGGCCACCAAGGUCACCAUUGGCACACUGAGCAUCUUUGGGGUGCAGAAGCCGCCCAGCAAGGUCCUCCUGAAUGGCCAGGAGAAGCCCUUUUCCUACCUGGACAACCAGGUUCUCAACGUGAGUGACCUUGGCAUGAUCCUCAGCCAGGGCUUCUCCCUGCAGUGGCUGUGAGCAGGGGGCCGUGGGGUCACCUCACCCCACCAGGACACUCUGCUGGGAGAUGGUCCAUGCUCCAGCCCCUGAAGCCGGGAUGCUGCCACGGAGAGAGCAUUGGGGACUGUCACCUGCUGCUGCUCGUCCCCCUCCAGCACAGCUGGGGACAGGGGGCGUGGGACGGGGGCUUGGCUGCUGGGUGCCCCUGCGUGGUCCUGGGUGGUGGGUGGUGUGGGUGGAGGUGUGGGUCCCUGCGGUCCCCACUGCAAUAAAGGCAUGUGGAGAACGUG
Molecule: messenger RNA, 3323 nt
Organism: Pyrgilauda ruficollis (rufous-necked snowfinch)
Lineage: Eukaryota; Metazoa; Chordata; Aves; Passeriformes; Passeridae
Product: lysosomal alpha-glucosidase-like
Exons: 20
Coding region: 271-3051 (926 amino acids)
Biological process (GO): carbohydrate metabolic process
Molecular function (GO): alpha-1,4-glucosidase activity; carbohydrate binding
Source: RefSeq, a predicted model, not a curated record